This is a messenger RNA of Penaeus chinensis, 8385 nucleotides long. RefSeq lists its product as uncharacterized. The transcript is spliced from 11 exons. The coding region runs from base 457 to 4653 and encodes 1398 amino acids. The record is from RefSeq and is a predicted model, not a curated record. NCBI's taxonomy places the organism in Eukaryota, Metazoa, Arthropoda, Malacostraca, Decapoda, Penaeidae.
AUCAGCUGGCUUUCUCACAACACGUCUGGCUUAAGCACACGCCCGACCAGUUGCGCCUCGCCCAAAAUGUUGGCGGAAUUCUCGCGAUUCUGGACAGAAAUUGACUUCUUGGAGCAGUGAGAAUGUCCGGCUAGGUGUACCCUACCGAUGGUUUGAAAAAAAUACGGUGGUGGAUUGCUAAAGAGAGUGGGAAAUAGUCGAAAAAGGGGGAAAAAAAACUUUUCAAAAUGACGCUCUAGCAAAUUCUUUGUUCGGUGCUUCAUCUGGGCGGUUACUCCAGCUCUCCGCGCAGUUACUGAUUUUUUUUCGUCUCUGGUGUAUUAUUAAUCGGCACAUCCAUGAAUUAAAGGCAUUGCAACGUGUGGAGAGGGAGGAUUCUUACUGUGCAACGAAAGGAGGUACGCACAAGCUAAACUGUCCCUCCACGUUUGAGAUGAAUACCACUACACAAGGGUGAUGAGGUCGAGCAGCGUUGAGGAGGUCGGGGGCCAUGGGCCGGGUGACCCCUGGGAGGUGUUCACGGCCCUGGCCAUCCUGGUGGUCGAGGGCAGGACAGCAGGUGGAGAACGAGGGUACCACGCUGGACCACACUGCCCUCUGCCACACCAGUUGCAACACAAGCACUCAUGUGACCUAAAUGACCGUCUAUGCAUGCAAGCUGAUGCAUUGGUGCGGCAGCUGCGGGUGAUGUGGGGUGUGGGUGUGGGUGUGAGCCUAGAGGUGCUGGUUGCCCCUGAAUGCCAACAUGGAGCAGUUCUUGCCGCUACUCUGGACACUACAACCGCCCCCUCGCAGAACCUACGGCUGAUUGAGCAGUGGAACUUCACCAUCUAUGAUCGCAGGCUUACAGAGGCAACAGCAACUGGUUGGUCAUUGAUGGCUGCCGUCCGGUCCUUCCUGCACUUCUCGCAACUCUCAGCAUGGCUGAGUGUUUCAAGAGGCCGCAGACCCCCCAAUGUCCUAUAUCGCCUCACUGUUACGUCUCCAGUUUUUUGUUCCAAAUUCACAGAAGAAGCAGAAGAGCAUGUUUUCCCUUUGGCAUACAUGGGGCAAAACACAUCCAUUAAGGUGGCAGUGCGAUCUCUCCCUCGUAGUGAGAAGGUGCCUGUUGUAGUCUGCCACGAGAACCACGAGGAAGAGGACCAGACGGAAGCACUGUCAACAGAAGGAUGUGUAUCCAAUUGCUCACAAAACAGCAAAGCAGAGAAUGGAAAAUGUGAGGAAGAUCUAAGGCGGAGCAUAAUGAAGGCCAGACUGGCAGAAAACACAAGAGUCAGAAGUGAAUCCCCAGACACCCAACUUGGCGAAUCUCUCCUGGACCCCCCAAACUCUCUCACCCGGUUCCCUCGCAGAUACCAGUCCCCUUCCCGGUCUGGUUCCCCAUCACUUGAAACUCCAGAGCACCUGAUAUGCCGUCAACGCUCACCAACAACACUCAACACACGGCCACCGGAUCCAGCCAUAUCAGUUGCCCCAAAUCUGCCCUCUCACCCAUUUUCCUGGACUCAAGCCCGAUAUCCGAUGACACCCAUGGGCAUUCAUCAUCCUCACCUUGAUGUGUGCUCAGCCAAUCCAGAAGCCAUGCACCUCCAGCAACCUCAACAGCAGCAGCAACAGCAUAUGCAACAGAAUCCAUAUGGAAUGGAUUAUGCGGGACCAUACCAGCAGUACAGGAGGCCACAGCUUUUAUACAAUCGUCCACAGAUGUGCUGGUCACAGGAUCAACUGAUGCAGCAACAGCAGAAGCCUCAUCUUCAUCCAAAUCCACAACCAUCACAACCGCUAAGUCACAACCCAAGUUAUGUCCAGCAGCAGAAGCCUUCGUCCCGGGUGUCACCUCGAGGGGGGAAGUACCAGCAUUAUCCUGAGUAUCAGAUGCAAGACUUCCCAGAAUACCUCAAGGUUUGUGAGGAAGAGAGGGAACUCCCCAGUGCAUGCCAAGACCAGAGAAUGCAUGGGGAGUAUCCUGAAAGGGAUGCAUACUCAGGGAUUAGAACGAGAGGGGAAUACCCUGAAGUUCCUUCAAAACCCUCUGCUUAUAACUGCAGUGAUCACAUAUCUGGGCGAGGAGAGGAUUACAGGCAAACCUGGGAGUGCCAGAAAGAUCAGCAUGGCUGCAGAAAAGCAUCAGAUCCUGUUCCUAGUAGCAGGAGCAGCACACGGGUAAAGCAGAGCCAUUUGAUGUUAGAUGAACAGAUGAAGGGAAUCGAUAGUCUUUCAAAAGUCAUUGAUGAUCAGCUAAGGCCUUGCUGUUCACAUACUGGUAAACAUCUCUGCACAAGCCUGGAAGAUUUAGCUGAUGCCUGUAGUAAAGAAGAACUCAAAAUGCAGCAAAUGAAUUCAAAGGAAUUAAAGCAAGAUCUGAAGAGCAGAAGAGAUGUUAGCCCAAGCCACUUGUUACAAGGCAAGUUUAACUUUGAGCUAACCCCAAAGGAGACCAUGGAAAUCCUUAGCGUCUUGCGGCAGCCAACCCCAGUACCACCACUGCGCAUGGAUCGGCAUCACAACACUUCAGAAACUGAAUUCUUGAGAAGCUCCUCAGACUCCAAGAGCCUAAAGUCCUUCCCCAGUGAAAGAAAGUCUGAGAGCCAAAUCUGGGGAGAAAAAAACAUGCCAGGCAUAUUCUCAAAAGAUGGGGAAAAGAGGACAAGGUACUACAAGGAAGGAAGGUGUGAUACCUCUCCCUGGCAUGAUAGGGAUGAGGUGAUUGAAUACAAGCUGGAGCGAGGCAGCACUGAUGAGGGGAACUUGAAAUUGUGUCGAGAGGGACCAAAAACCUUGUCAUCUUUUGACCACAGUGGACGCAACAUCGAAAGGUGCCAUAAGGAAAAUUGGGCGAGAGGAAACAUGCAGAAGUUAGCCUCUAGUCCAGAGAAUCGGUUUCUUGAAGCCAUAGCUCGUAGUGGUGAAAAACAUUGUGAUAUUCCUAGUUGUAAGAAUUUAGUGGAUAGUUGUGAACCUUAUUGGACCAGAGUUAUUAAUGACAAAAGCAAAGAUAUAUGUGAUAAAAGAGGUGAGAAUAACGACAAUGAAAGUGUUACACAGAUGAAAGAAAAUGAAUGGAAAAACACGUCGCAAAGCCCAUCACUGUGCAUUGAGGCAAAGAAAGUCACACAGAAGACAAACUUUUUCACUGUAAAUAGUGAACCCACCAAAGCUAUCAACUGCCAGCCACAGAGGCAAACAUCCCAGACUUUGGUAAGAAGCCCUUUCAGUGCAAUUUUAUCCAGUAUCCAAAAAGAGUACAAUCAAGUCCAUGAAGAGGAACAAGUCCCAAAUAAGGAUGCAGGAAGGCCAACUUCAGAUUUUGAGGUAAAAGAGAAAGCAAAAAGGGCAUUAGACUUCGAAGACCUUAAAACUGAAGACCCAGUUCCAGUGACAAAAGCUGACAAGAUCCUUAAGAGAAACCGUCUACCUUUCCCACAAGAGGCAAAAGAUCAGAUGCCAAGUCAGGAAAAUGGAAACGCGGUGGAACGUGUGCGGGAGACAAGAGAGGGAUUCGCAAAGAGUAGGAGUUUGCUGAAACACCUCAUGACCCAGGGUCGCCAACAUCCUCAGGACAAAUCUCGGGACAUCAAACAACCAAAUGAAGAGGAGCAGAGUGAAGACCUGCAGGACAAGGAGGCAAAGGAUGAAGCAGAAAAUAAUGAAACCCCAGAGACUAAUGGGCAGGUGAAUGGCUACCACAGUCAGGAUGAGGACGAUGAGGUCAAGAAGCUGUGCAGUGGCAAGGGAGUCCCCAUUCCAUCCGCAAGCGAGAAGGCCCAGUUCCGGCGGUCGCUGGACUCCGCUACCAACAUGGUGUUUCACUGCAAGACGGGUCUUCCCCUCACCUCCUCCCCAGCCCCUCUGCGCAAGGGAAAGAGGUUCGACUAUGACUCGUCUCUCACCAGUGUUGCAGCCAUUAAGAGAUCGACAUCGUUCCACUGCAGCGCGUUGUAUACCUGUGAUAGUGAAGAGGAAGAGGGCUACUCCCUUGACACCCUGGCCAGCGACAAGCUUGGCAAUGCAGCGAAUAAGCCUGUGCAGCUCUCCACAUCGGCUCCAGCUACAGUCACAUGCUCAAACCUCCUGGGCAGCUUCGAAGAGUGUGUCCUGAAUGGGCGGCUCGAACCUGUCUCCACUGUGCAGGGCUUCACAGCAGAGAUUGCUGCGUCAGGGGCCUUCUGCCCCAAACGAACCACCAAGCCUGUCACAGUCUUUUUCUACACCUUGUGUGAUAAUGACCAGAUCUCAUCCCCUUAUAUGGGUCACAUCAACCUAGGCAAGAAGGGUUACCACGUGCCAAACAAAGGAACAGUCCAGGUGACGCUGUUCAAUCCCCAUGGGACCGUUGUGAAGAUGUUUGUGGUCAUGUAUGACCUGUCAGAUAUGCCGCCCAACUCUCGCACGUUUGUCCGUCAGCGCACCCUCAACAUGCCCGUUGGGGCCACUGAUUCCGAUCCCAAUGCUCAUCAGUGGCUUCGUUACCUCAUUCAUCUCAGGUUUGUCAGCUCCAAGUCUGGCAAGAUCUACCUCCACACUGAUAUACGCAUGUUAAUCUUCCGGAAGAGUGAUGCCGAUGCUGCCACCCUGCACAAAACGAGUGUCCCGUAUGAGUUACGUUCCUUCACUCACGGACCAACCAAUCCAAAAUUCUCACCCAGAAAGUAACACUCGAGAACAUUGUCAUGUCAUCAUGCAACUGCACUGCCUCUCCUCCUUUAUAGCGUUCAGAGAUCCUGCCAUCGUUCAGAAAAGGAAGUUUUUCUAUCAUAUAGGCAAAGAUAAUUCAUGUAAAAGAUUUAUAGAGAAAACUUCACCCCAGGAGUCAAAAUGAAAAUGAGAAGAGUCGAGAUUUAAUGUAAAAGAUUACUUAAGAUUGAAGGAAAAGAGAUUAUGCAGACACAUGUUGGUUUUAAACUUUUCUGAAGGAAGGUAAAGGACUAAAGGAGGAACUGUUAAUAUAAGAUAUAGUUCUAACUUUACAUGUGAUUUGGUGCUCAGCCAAAGUAACAAUAUUUACAUUAUAUAUAAUGCUUCCAGCCUGAAACUAAGAACCUAUUCCACCCACACCCCUGUGUCAAUAUUUCUUGUGGAGUUUUGACUCCUGCAAAUUUGUUAACUCACCAUCCAUCAGCAUUAGAUGCAAUCUCCAUUCAAACCAUAUCAGAAGAUACAGAUCACAUAAUAUUUUAAAAAGUAAAGGAGAAAGAUUAAAGGGAAAGGAAGUUGUCAGUGUGAUUUAUGUCUAGUAUUAUACUUACAAGUGUGGUAGAAGCAGAGGUGCAGCAGACACUCCCCUAUUGUCUGCUUUUGUGAUAGAUGUUUCUAUUGAAAGCAAAUGCUGAUCUCAGUAUUGCCUGUGGGAUUCUAUAUGGAAUUUGUUAUUUUCUAUAGUUUCCUGUCUCGUGAUGCAGUAUUGAUUAUGUUUGAGUUUGUCUGUACUCUGAUUUUCAUUAUCAUUUGUGUUUAUGUACAGUUCAAAGGAUUUUUAUUCACUUUCAUGUGGUCAAGUCAUAUGCUUUUUACUGAUUUGGAUAUAACUAUUAAUACAGGUAGUGAAGAUUUCCAUAAUAGCAGGGAAAAAAAAUAUUUUGGCAGCCUGUAAAUAGCAUGAGUAUCUCUCAUAUAUUUGGAAAUAUAUGUAAUACUACAAUGUAUCAGGCAAUGGAAAAUUUCUUGCCAUACUUCCCAAGAAAGAAUCACUAUUGUUUUCAUAGGAAAAGGUUCUCCUUAUGUAAUCUGUGAUAACAGCAAGCCUGGUACAGCCAUCAAUCAGUAUGACUAUAACAAAGACCUAUAACUGAAGAUGCAAGUUAGUUGUUCUGAGGGAAUGAGAUGAAGGAUUUGAUCGGAAAGGGUUUUCAUGACAGACCUACUAUAACACAGCUCUGCUUGCUAGAGCAUUUCAUAGCUAGCUACAGUGACAGGAUGGUCCCAUAACCCUGUGGGAGUUUUAUAGCUAGGAUGUUUGAGUGGAUCUUCAGUUUAAACUUCAUCAGCCAAAACAGGAUUGAUUCAAACUAAUGCAUUUGUGCAGAUGUGUCUUGUUUCUGUAUAUUUGUUGGAGUAUGUGAGUGUGUGUGAAAAAUGUGCCUGUAAUGAAAAAGAGUGCAUGGAAAGUUGAUUGAGUCCACAAGGACAUGAAUGGAUUUUUCCAAGUGUAAUUCAAGGUGGAAGAGAGAUUUUGAAUGAAUGAUAUGCUAUAUAUAUCCAUUCUCACAAUUGUAAGUUGGCAUAUACAAAAUAUUAGCCUGCAGAAUAUUGAAGCUUCAUGUAAGAGUGCUUAUAUGACAAAAACCCUGAUAGUAUUCUGAAAUGUAUCUGUAUUGUAUAUUUUUAAUGUUACUGUCUUCAGAAUAUAUAAGAAUGUCUUCAGAAUAUAUAAGAAUAUUAAGUGAAUUAUGCUCAUUUUACAUUGUUCAUAUUAUAUUUCUGUAGUGAAGAGAAUCUCUUCCUGAUUGAGACUUCAAAAGUAUAUUUUAUGAAUACUGAAAUCCCUAUAGUCAGAAAAAAUAGCUCAGACCUGCUUUUAGAUCUUGUAUUUAAAAUGAAUGAAACAGUUUCCAGUCCUUUGAAAACCCAUAUAAUUCAUUUAUGCAGAUGUAGAGGGAAGGGAACGUGUAUCUAGAGAUAUGAACACACCAGUGGAUGUUGUGAUUUUCCUGCUUUUCCAUUUUCCAUCCAGUUUCAUCUCACUUCAAAUCAUUUGACCCCUGUCGAGCUCUUCCCUGUCAUGAUACACUUUUCAGGUAAUCUUUAGACCUUGUAAUUAAUAUACUGAUAUGAGCUGCAACUUGAGUGGGCAAUGCUCUCAUCUCAGCAUGUCUCUUUGUCCAAUAGUCUUGAAAAACACAAAUUAAGCACUAUAUGAAUGUGUAUAUUACAUAAAUGGUAUGUAAUGUACAUCGAAGAGUUGCCUUGAUUUUUUUUUGUGAUUUACGUUCACCCAAAUUUUGUGAAAUUUUGUUGAACUAUUUGGUCUCUUUUUUCAGUAAGAAAAGAUAAAUAAUGAAAUAACUUAUUGGCCAUGUGGAUAUGUGUUUAAGGGGGCGGGGGGAAAGACAUUGACAGAGGGAAAAAUAUUGGUGUAAAGGUAUUGGGAGACAUUUGCUAGUCAUAGAUAGACUAAUUGAAUUGGUAUUUUUGUAGCAUUGAUUUAAAGUUAUUCAGACACUGUGGAUCCAUUUAUUAGAAGAUUAUAUAUAGAAAAUAUUUUGCUGCUGUAUCUUAUUUUCUGUUCUUGUUAUUAAACUUUGCAUAUAAUUUUUCAUUUGUUUUGUGUUCUUUACAUUGGUUUUAGUAAUUGGCAGAAUAUUACAAGGCACAGAGGUUAGACACCACUUUAGCUCUAUAGGGAGAGAGUGAGAAUAAGCUUAAGCAUAAGUGUGACUGUGCAUGUGAUUCAAUAUUUUGUGUUUAUCUCAUGCAUUAAAACACCUUCAAUUGAGAGGUAUUGUAAUUCAGAAGAGAGGGGCUUUAGUUCCUCUGAAACAAAACUUGAUUCAAUCAACAGCUACAGAAAUAGUUAAAUUUGCAUAUACUGAUGAUACAUGAAGAUAUAUAUAUAUAUAUAUAUAUAUAUAUAUAUAUAUAUAUAUAUAUAUAUAUAUAUAUAUAUAUAUAUAUAUAUUAGUUGAUACAUGAAUGGAUACAAUAGGCUGACAGCAUUUCCAAAGUAUUUACUUUUGUAUUGGAUAACUAUGCAGGUUAUUGUUAUCACCCUAUUCUAUUCAUUGUGUUUGUUAAGAGUGAUCCAGGGUUUUGUUUGUUUUUUUCUCUUUGUCUAAAAAUGACAAAAAAUCUUAGACAUUCUUUACUUUCCAUAUGAUUAUGUAGCAAAGAUGAACAUAUCGCCAACUAUUAUGCCAACUUUUGAAAGUAAGAAUUAUCACAUAGGAAAUAAUAGUAUAUAUAUAUUGAAAUACUUCUUUUUUGGAUGUAUAUGUGUAUAUAUACAUAUAUGUUUAUUUCAUUAAGAAAGUAUGUGUGCGUGCAUGUGUACAUAUUUCAGGUAUAUGGGUAAUAAACAUAUAUUUAUAUAUAUUUAUAUAUGUGUUUUUAUAGAAGUAUUGGAAUAGUUCAUUUGACUUAUCUUCUAAAGCUCUAUCUGCUUUAGAUAUAGUUGCCUGAUUUUAACUAGUCCAAAUUUCCAAAAGGUAUUGACAGGCACGAACACCUAAGUCUUCGCUCUGUACUGUUUCAAAAAUGUUGAAUUGUGAAGGGAGAAUCAAAAAAAAUAUCCUCUGUACUCAUGUAUCAGAACUUUCAUGAAGGUAUAAAGUUGGCAAAGCUAUUUAUAUGUUAAAAGAGAUAAAAAGAGAAAGAGUAUGAUAGCAAUUAUUAAAAAGAUGUGUAUAUACCUAUAUCUAUGUAUUAAAAAAAAAAAAAAAAAAAAAAAUU